AUGGCCCACUCCACAACCCCAGACACCCUCGAGGCGCCCAAGUCCCUCCUCGACAUCUUCCCCCCCGUGCGCAAAUCCCACAUCAUGAACUGCGCCUUCGCCACCUGGCACCCCAUCUACCGGCCCAUCACUCCCAAAGCCCGCACAAUCCCGCUGACCUCCGAAUUCAUGUCCUACCUGCGCGAAGACGGGAUCGUGCUCCCCGACGACGAAGAGCAGAUCACCACGCUCUCCGACUCCGACACCGAGUCCGACGACGAGACCGAGGACGACGAGGGGGACGGCGAGGCGCCGCCGCAGAGGGUGCUCAACCCAACGCAGCGGUUUCCAGAGCUGCACCAGAAGAUCAAGACGACGAUGCGCGAGCUGGGCGGCAGCGUGGCGCCGAAGCUGAACUGGAGCGCGCCCAAGGAUGCGGCGUUCAUGACGGCGACGAAUACGCUGGAGUGUCGCACGCCUGGGGAGGUCUACCUGCUGCUCAAGAGCUCUGAUUUUGUGACGCACGACCUGGAGCAUGCCUUCCGCGACUGCGCCGACGACCCUUACUCCGACGACGCCGACGAGGAACCCACCACCACCACCGCCGCCGCCGCCGCCGCCGACCCAAGCACCACCACCACCGCCACCGUCACCACCACCAACGCAGACUCCCCACCACCACCAAAACUCACGCAAGAAACCAUCCCCUACCACCUCGUCCUUCGCAAAUGGUUCGCCAUCAACCCCUCCCUCGAAUUCCGCGUCUUCGUCUCCUCGCGCCGCAUCCUCGCCAUCACCCAGCGGGACCCCAACCACUACGACUUCCUCCCCGCGCUGCGCCCCACCUUCACCGCCGCCAUUGCCGCCUUCUUCACCGAGCACCUCGCCCCCACGUUCCCCGACCCCGACUUCGUCUUCGACGUGUACCUGCCGCACGCCACGCCGCUGCGCGUAUGGCUGAUCGACAUCAACCCGUUUGCGCCGCGCACGGACCCGAUCCUGUUUUCGUGGGUUGAGCUGCUGCGGCUGCGCAACGGUGAUGAAUCGGGGGGCCAGGGGGAGGGGGAGGGGGCGAGGGAGGUGGAGAUGCGGCUGGUGGGAAGGGAUGAUCCGGAGGCGUAUCAGUUUGCGUCGCAGCAGUAUAGCGCGAGUAAGUUGCCGAGGGAUGUGGUGGAGGUGGGGCUGGAGGGCGAGGAGGCGGUGUGGGAGUUUGCGAGGAGGUGGAGGGAUGUGGUGGAGAGGACCGAGAGGGAGAGGGCUGAGAGGCAGGCGGCGGCGGCGGCGGCGGCGGCGAGGUAG
Messenger RNA from Morchella sextelata, 1278 nucleotides. RefSeq lists its product as uncharacterized. Bases 1 to 1278 code for a protein of 425 amino acids. Lineage: Eukaryota; Fungi; Ascomycota; Pezizomycetes; Pezizales; Morchellaceae. The record is from RefSeq and is a predicted model, not a curated record. Gene Ontology annotation, cellular component: cytoplasm. The transcript has a single exon.